Myzus persicae (green peach aphid) is the source of this 2263-nucleotide messenger RNA. RefSeq lists its product as uncharacterized. The record is from RefSeq and is a predicted model, not a curated record. Bases 233 to 1954 code for a protein of 573 amino acids. Lineage: Eukaryota; Metazoa; Arthropoda; Insecta; Hemiptera; Aphididae. The transcript is spliced from 9 exons.
CAUUAAUUAUUAUUAUUUGGGUGUGUUGCCCAUGGAUACUCUACUUCACGCAUUGCACACACAUGCGCGCACGCGCGUAUGCUGGUAUACAUGUUUCAUUUUUUACCAUGUAUAAAUGGAUGAAAUGUCAAUCAAACCGAACGUUUCUAGCAAAAAACUCAAUCCUGGACAAUACAAUGGAGGUUGAUGGAACUGCCUGUCCAAAUGCAAACAAUUGUCUUGGAAUGUAUACAUGGAUAUAAGGUGGCUAUGUUUGGUGUACACAAUAAUGUUAUCUAGCUGCAAUUUACAGAGUGUCGAACAAGAAGAAGAUAAUCUAAUAGACUCCAUGCACAACUAUACAAAUUUGAAAAUAUUUUUAUGGUCCGGUUCCGGAGAUGGCUCGAAUGAACCAACACAAACAUCCACCACUAAAAAAAUUCCAUCUUAUUCAGAAAAUCCCGAGGAUUGUAUAGGCGGGCAAGAUUGUAACAUUCAACCUACGACGUCUAUUACGCCACAUCUCGGGGUUAUUGACAUUCCACAAACUGCCGAAAUACCAAACAAAGAAUAUUGGAUAGUAACAGAAUUAAAUUUCGACUCGCCAGCGGAUGUUCAUAUUUCCAUACCCGUCAUAAAAGAAAAAUUGGCCAUCCUCUACACGAUUGCUUUUACCAGACAACAAGCUCGGCAUCUCGGACUAAACUCGAAUUGGACCGAGGAUGAGGUAAACUCGGAUCGGAAUCGUAGAUGGGACACAAACGAAAAACCGAUUAAAGUCAAAGUGGACGUUCUAUCCGUACUGAACAAAUUGGAUUUGGUUUAUUUCGUCAGCGUAAACGACCAUCCUGUGUCUGCUGCAACAGCAGUACGUGACAUGAGCCUUGUCACGACACGGGAAGUUGCAGAUCAUUUGGGAUACGCUGUAAAAAUCAAAGCCCGCCCUUACCUAGACGGAUCACAGUUUCAAAGAGUUCGUGGUGUAAAUUAUGGAGAGAUUUGGAUUUUCAUCACCGCCACAUGUAUAAUUGUACUAGUACUCGUAACUGGCGUUUUCGUAGCGCAUAAGAAAAAAAGAAGAAAAAAUAGCAUUAGCUCCGACAGGACUAACAUGGCGUUUUGCGAAGAUCAAACGCCUCACAACGAUGUAAAAACAGAGGCGACGUCUACUGAAGACAUCGGGGCUCUCCACACACCCGAACCUAAGCCGAGAAAUAGAAAUAAAAUUUCAAAUUCAUUGCUUUCGAUGCAGGCAGUUAAUAAAUUUCAAAAAGAUUCGAUACCGGGACCGUUGACAGAUGUACUGGAUGGACUUAAUGGAAGUGAAAAUAAAAAUUCACGUACAGUGACAAGACACGAGAGUAUUGGUGGCCAAGAUCCUGGGGUGGUUGGACCUAUAGUUUGGGAUUUACAUUGUAAACAAAUGAAAAUAAAAAGUAACGAUCAGGAUGACGAUUCGUGUUCGAGCUUUGACGCUUUCAACGCCAUGGACACCAACGUCACAAAAAUGCGACAAAAAUUUCACGAAUUACUUGACGAUGCAUUCACUUUGUUCGGUAGUCGAAACUCAAGUAUGAACAGUGGUGAAAGUUCCCCGUCCAUGAGUAACCAUGAGCAGAGAUCAAAAUCAGCUCCAUUUAGGUGUUCCGCCACUUCCAGCGGCCGCCCGACCGGCCGGCCAAAGACGUCGGCGGACUCGAGCGGCCGGGCCGCGGACGACGACCAACUCGCGGCACCGGUGGCGGCCAGCCCGUGCUGGGCGCUGUCGCCGGGCGAGGCGUGGGCCGGUUCCGACCAGUCGGUGUUCGUGCCGCGGCCGUUGAGCGCCGGCCCGUUCCACCGGCCGGCCGUGCGCGCCGAGUUCAUCAGCUCGGACGCCAACCUGUCCCCCCAAGACCCCGCCGUGCCGCUCAUCGAGGCCAUACGAAAGGAACUGGACAGAUUCCCUUCGCCGCACGCCGACUCGUCCCGGUGACUCAUAUUAUGCACGCGCGUACGCGCCGCAGUGUUGUAUACAAAUAUACUGUGCCCAUCCAUUAUUAUUAUUAUUAUUAUUAUUAUUAUUAUACACUAUCAUCAUCGAUCGUCGCGCGCGUACAUAUCGUCAUUAUUCCUGUUCGAUGUGGAUUAAUCCACCUUGACUGCACCCGUUCGACGAACCCCUCGCGUCGUCGCCACCGCCGUACGCCUGCAGAGACGAUGAUGAUUCAUCGCCGCUCGAUGACAAUGCAUACGAUUGUUAUUACUAUUGUCCAUAUAAUAUAAUAUUAUUAUAUUAUUAUUA